This is a messenger RNA of Knipowitschia caucasica, 4221 nucleotides long. Lineage: Eukaryota; Metazoa; Chordata; Actinopteri; Gobiiformes; Gobiidae. The record is from the annotation of a GenBank genome assembly.
AUGGCUACGAAUUACGAGCCAAUUUAUGGACUUUCAGAGGACGAGAAUGAAACCAGAGUGCUGCGGGUCAAGGUCAUUGCAGGAAUCGAUCUGGCAAAAAAAGACAUUAUUGGAGCCAGUGACCCGUAUGCAAAGCUGUCCCUCUACGUCGCAGAUGAAAACCGUGAACUUGCCUUAGUUCAGACCAAAACAAUAAAAAAGACACUAAAUCCAAAAUGGAAUGAGGAAUUUUACUUUCGGGUUUGCCCGCAGAAUCACAGACUCCUCUUUGAAGUUUUUGAUGAAAACAGACUGUGCUACGUCAGAACCCAGCAGUUCACUGGAAAAGGUUUGUGGGAGGGGUGUAGAAUUGACAGGGGCAGCGGAGGAAGACUCGGCGAGAGAAUCGGGAAGCACAAACCCCAACUCUAUACUCUACAGCAGAGGUGUCAGAUCUGUUGGGGAAAAAUGGCACAGCGUCUGCGUUUGUACUUUGGCUCUGGACGCAGCAACACAGCCCCGGACAUACUGGAGGAGACCUCAAUGGAACCAGCGAGAGACUGCGAUUCUUCUGCAUCUGCCAAUGCCCAGGAGUCGCCUUCCAAAAACUUUUCAUCCAGGACUGUACAGCUUUGCUCCGAGCCGUCACUUAAGCGCAGUUCCUCUAUGUUUAUCCCCCAACUCUCCACCUCCACAGAACCCCGGCAGACUAAGAGCUCCACCAUGCUCAUCUCCCUACAGCGCUCCAAUGGAUUAAACAAUGGAGAGACCACUGUCCGGAACGACGAUGUCCCACCACCUUCGUACAGCCCUCCAGGUCCUGCGCCUGCUUAUCCUGGACCUCGAAUCCAGGAUGUUCCUCUACACCCGCCUCCGCCAUAUUCUAACCCAGAAUCUAGCUCAUCCUGUUGUUUUAAUGAGCCAAACAUGCCCAAACGAAGAGUCUUUACCAUCGGCCCCAAUGGCUACACCGUCUACAGCAGCACCCAGCCGAGUAUCAGUGUCGGCGGCAUCAGUAUCCAAAGGAAAUCCCCCGAUGGAAACGAUAUCCAUCACGUACGGAUCCUUCCUUACGGAGAAGGAGGCUGGUGCGUUCAACAGCAAAACCAGGAUUAUAAUUCUGCUGCUAAUGGGGAAACGCAGAGGGUCGUUUUUCAGCUUCAGCAAAAACAAAACCUUAAGAGUCAAGGUAACGGCCAAGAACGGCAGCAGCAAAACGGUUCGACCAGUUCUAAAGGAAACCGUAUCGUGCGCUACCCCAAAAUAAGUCUAGAAAGAAGCGCGUCUUAUCCCAAGCUGUAUCAACGCCAGGAAACUUGUGGCGUAAACACAGAGGAAAUAAAUCCAGACACAGAGACUCAGCAAAUGAACAAGGCCAAUGGUUAUGUGUUGAACUUAAGUGCAGACUCGCAGAGAAGCAAUCCUCGUUUCAAGAUUUAUUUCAAUUCUGGAGGUGAUCAAAAUGUCGACAAUGGUUCCUCGCAGAAUAACCACAAGGCUGUAUCCAAGAAUGGGAUUUUCCAUCUCGGACAGACGAGAGAUGAUUUUCUGGGUCAAGUCGAUGUUCCUCUCAGUCAUCUGCCGACGGAGGACCCUGCCAUGGAGCGGCCCUACACCUUCAAAGACUUCCUCUUGCGACCCCGAAGUCACAAGUCCAGGGUGAAGGGUUACCUGCGACUCAAGAUGGCGUACCUUCCGAAACAAGACGGCCACGAGGAGGAGGAGGCGGGAGACAUGCGGGAGGAAGCAGAGGGCUGGGAAGACUCUGCAGACUCCGGUUCACAGAGACCACAACAGCUGCUGCCGCCCUUACCGCCGGGAUGGGAGGAGAAAGUGGACAACCUGGGACGCACCUAUUUUGUCAAUCACAAUAACAGAUCGACGCAGUGGAAGAGGCCCUCCAAUGUUGACGUCAUCUCAGAAACGGAAAGCGACACUCAGCAGCAACAGAUUCACCAAGAGGCUCACAGGGUUUUCCGAUCCCGGCGCCACAUCAGUGAAGACCUGGAGAACGAGCACCUUGAACCCCGAGAGCUGGAUAAUUCAUGGGAGCUGAUAACAGAGGAGGAACCUAAUGAUGUCAUAGCACAGUCCCAGCCCGGCACGUCGUCUUCUGUUUUGACGCCGCAGCAUCCCCCGGCCGCGCUCACCCAGGACCUGUCUGAGGACCUGAACCUGAGGCUGUCUCUUAUCGAUGCAAACGGUGAAGUCCCAGGACCCAGCACUGCUCUGAGCCAGUUGUCAAACAGAUUCCGCUCCGCCAGCAUGACAGAUGGCGUCAGUGACCAGGCACAAGCCCCGCCCCUCAUGCAAAGUUCCCAAUCCAGAAGAAGCAGAGCUCAGACAGUCACAGGUGGCGAGGAGCCCAGGUCUCCCUCCUCCUCCACCGCCUACUCCCUCACCACGCCUGGACUGCCCCCUGGAUGGGAGGAGAGGAAAGACGCCAAAGGAAGAACAUACUUCGUCAACCAUAACAACCGCACCACCACCUGGACCCGGCCCAUUCUACAGCUGACAGAGGACGGAGCCAGCACGUCGGCCGCAGCCUCUGGAGGAGCGUCUGCCCUUCCCGCCGCUUCCAUCCCCUCCUCCUCCUCCUCCAGCUCCUCCAACAACCACCUCCAUGAGCCCCAAGUGCGACGAGCUCGUAGCCUCAGCUCCCCCACUGUUACCCUGUCCACUCCCUUAGAGGGCGCCAGCAAUAAUCCAGUCCGGAGAGCGGUCAAAGACACCUUCUCCAACCCGCAGUCUCCUCAGCCCUCUCCCUACAGCUCGCCCAAGUCUCAGCACAAGACCCAGCAGAGCUUCCUGCCGCCCGGAUGGGAGAUGAGGAUAGCCCCCAAUGGAAGACCGUUCUUCAUCGACCACAACAGCAGAGCCACCACCUGGGACGACCCCAGACUAAAGUAUCCCGUCCAUAUGAGGAAUAAGAACUUGAUGGAACCCGGCGAACUCGGUCCACUUCCACCUGGAUGGGAAGAAAGAAUCCACUCAGACGGUCGCACCUUCUACAUUGACCACAACACAAAGAACACUCAGUGGGAAGACCCGCGCCUGCAGAGUCCAGCCAUCACAGGACCGGCCGUCCCCUACUCCAGAGAAUUCAAGCAAAAAUAUGAUUAUUUUAGGAAGAAGUUAAAGAAACCGACCGACAUCCCGAACCGCUUUGAGAUGAAGCUGCACAGAAACAACAUCUUCGAGGAGUCGUACCGCCGCAUCAUGUCCCUGAAGCGACCGGACAUCCUCAAAGCCCGACUCUGGAUCGAGUUCGAGUCCGAGAAGGGUCUAGACUACGGAGGCGUGGCCCGAGAGUGGUUCUUCCUGUUGUCCAAGGAGAUGUUCAACCCUUACUACGGCCUGUUCGAGUACUCUGCUACGGAUAAUUACACUCUUCAAAUCAACCCCAACUCUGGUCUCUGCAACGAGGAUCAUCUCUCGUACUUCAAGUUCAUCGGGCGUGUGGCUGGGAUGGCCGUGUUCCAUGGAAAGCUGUUAGACGGAUUUUUCAUUCGACCAUUUUACAAGAUGAUGCUUGGAAAACAGAUUUCUCUCAAAGACAUGGAGUCCGUGGACAGUGAAUACUACAAUUCCCUCAAGUGGAUCCUGGAGAAUGAUCCCACAGAGCUGGAUUUAAGGUUCUGUAUCGACGAAGAUAAUUUUGGACAGACGUAUCAAGUCGAUCUGAAGCCCAACGGUUCUGACAUGGUUGUGACCAAUGACAAUAAACAGGAAUAUAUUGACCUCGUGAUCCAGUGGAGAUUUGUGAACCGUGUGCAGAAGCAGAUGAAUGCAUUCCUGGAGGGAUUCACGGAGCUCAUCCUUAUAGAUCUGAUCAAAAUCUUCGAUGAAAAUGAACUGGAGUUGCUCAUGUGUGGUUUGGGCGACGUCGACGUCAACGACUGGAGACAACACUCUGUUUACAAGAACGGCUACUGCCCCAAUCACCCCGUCAUACAAUGGUUUUGGAAGGUGGUGCUGUUGAUGGACGCCGAGAAGAGGAUCCGACUUCUGCAGUUCGUCACCGGAACGUCCCGAGUGCCCAUGAACGGAUUUGCUGAACUUUACGGAUCAAACGGCCCACAGCUGUUCACGAUCGAACAAUGGGGGACACCAGACAAACUGCCCAGAGCUCAUACCUGUUUCAACCGCCUGGAUCUGCCGUCGUACGAGUCGUUCGAAGACCUGAGGGAGAAACUGCUCAUGGCCGUGGAGAACGCCCAGGGCUUCGAGGGCGUGGACUAA